GCGACCUACUGGAGUGCUGCCAUUCCAUUUUCGCUUCAGAAUGUACCAAAAGAAGUGGUGGAACUUGACCUUGCAAUCUGCCUGUUGGAUGAUAAUUUUCUAGUGACCCUUCCAACUGCUUUAAAAGAGAUGGAUGGUUUAAGUGUUCUAACAGCCUCCAACAAUAUGAUGCGAAUUUUUCCAUACAAUUUGUUUCCAUUACAUGAAUUUGCUUUGGAUUUGUCAAAUAAUCCAUUCACUUCAAGCUAUUUUGUGAUACCAGAUAGACCUCAGAAGUACAAAGUACCAUCUCUCAAGGAACUUGCUGCCCGAACUGUGGUUGACUACAGAUUACCUGUGACCACUUUACCAUGGUGUCUUAUAGAGUAUCUGCAAAGUGUGCAAUUUUGUGCAAUAUGCUCUGGUGGAUAUUUUGAGAGCUCUAUUGCAUGCCGUUAUAUACCCAGUUUCAGAGUCUACAUUGAGGUUUUGCCAGGAAAUGGACACUUACAUGGUCCAGGCUUCAUUAUAAACUUGUGUUCAAGAAGCUGCAUGCAGCCAGAGUUAAAGUUUUGUGAGGUUCUCAAUCAUUUAACCCCUGAACAAUAUUACGAUUGGAUUAAAGAAAUGUUUUGAGCUGUACGCACUCUAAGUAUGCUGACAGAGUUAAAGUUUUGUGAGGUGGUCAAUGAUUUGGCACCUGAACAGUAAGAUGAUUUGAUUAAAGAUAUAUGUUGAGCUGUGGCUACUCUCUUUCUAGCAUAUCACUGACAUAAGCAGGUCUAUGCACUGUUAUGAGCACUUGCCAUAUUUUAUUUUUGUAAUUUUAGAGGUAGUUUUCUGAUGAUUUAUUGGCAGAAUUUGACACUUUGAAAUGUUUACAACCAAUAGUUUUAUGUGCUUUGUUACACAUAUUAAAAUUCUGUUGUUGUUUAUUUGUAAUGAAUCUGUAUUUGCAGCCAGUUGUUCAGUAAACAAUGAAGGUGUAAAGUUUUAAAUCUUGGACCAGUACUCUGUUGGGACAUCGUGAUAUUUGAAAUCCCAGUGCUAUGGAGGUAGUGAUUUGAUUUGAUAUAUUAUUGGUCCUGUAGAUCAUACAAUUUGUACAGCAAAGCACAUCAUGAUAUAGGACAAGUCAAUUUGAAAAAUUAUGUUAAGAUGGUAUAUGACGAGAGAUGACAGUAGUGGUACAUAACUCACAUAGCAGAAUACAUACAGGAUAUAUAGACAAAAUAUAAAAAAGGUGGUGUGUGAUGAGAGAUGGCAGUGGUGCAUAAUGCACAUAGCAGAAUACAUAUAUGAGAUAGUGGAGGUGAACAUGAUCUGUUUUCAGUGAUUGCCUUAUGUACUAGCUCAGUUUGUAAUUUUGCAUUUUCAGUACUUAUUUCAACAAUAUUUGAAACCAUUUCAGUGGUUAAGGACUUUGUAUUUGAUAACUAUAUGUAUAACUUAUUCUGCACAUUUUUAUCUUCUAGUCAGAGCAUUAAUUCCAUUGUAGGGAAGUAAAACUCAAAUGCAUCUGUUUACACCUAGUGCUCAUUUUGGACAGCAUGUUUUCAUGGCACAGUCACUGCAAUUUUGCAAAUUUAAAAUAAAAGUACAGGUUUAGGAAAGUUAUGUCUCUGUUGGUGGUAUUAAUUUGCAUAAAAUCUGCAAAACAUAAUUGGCACUCUUAUACUCACAUUGUGGUAUCUGUACAGUCCACUGAGAGGAAGUGAUUUACAGAAUCAUUAAUUCAUGUCAUGGGUUACUAGUUGUUGGCAAACACUGUCACCACUGGUACUACAUUACUCUUGCGGCUUAAAUAUGUGACUAUAAAAUUUAAUAGAAGCUGUGUUUCAGUAAUAGCAUUAAGAAGUUAUUAGCGAUAAAUAAGCUAUACAAUAAAUUCAAAAAUAGAGCUAUAAGUAAAUGUGUGUUAUUCAGUAGUUAAUGAGUGUAAUUGUAGUUGGACUUCCUGUUUUGGCUGCAGUUCAGCAUUACUCACAGAGAAUGUAUGUAAUAUGUAAUGAGAACAAUAAGACACACAUGAACUUUUGUGCAUCUGAUUUACAUGUUACUAAUAAAU
This is a messenger RNA of Schistocerca nitens (vagrant locust), 2047 nucleotides long. RefSeq lists its product as uncharacterized. NCBI's taxonomy places the organism in Eukaryota, Metazoa, Arthropoda, Insecta, Orthoptera, Acrididae. The record is from RefSeq and is a predicted model, not a curated record. The coding region runs from base 130 to 615 and encodes 161 amino acids. The transcript is spliced from 4 exons.